Molecule: messenger RNA, 612 nt
Organism: Ectocarpus sp. CCAP 1310/34
Lineage: Eukaryota; Phaeophyceae; Ectocarpales; Ectocarpaceae
Source: the annotation of a GenBank genome assembly
AUGGACCAGGCUACUGUGCAGACCAAGAGGAUUUGCGACGAAAUAAAAAAUGGGCUAAAGGAGAUGAACCUCCCGAGAUACAAGUACGUGGUGCAAGUGGUGAUCGGAGAACAAAGGGGGGAAGGAGUGCGGAUGGGUAGUCGCUGCUUUUGGGACUCCGAAACAGACAACGUUGCAAGCGAGACCUACGUCAAUGACAGCGUUUUUUGCGUGGCGACGGCCUACGCAGUCUACCUCUGCUAACCACAGAGUGUCGUAAUAGCCGGAAGGAGGGGGGCGAGGUGGUCUUUCUUCUGUCCAGGAGGAAACCCAAGACGGCAAUGUCGUGUGCCCUCUCUAUCGUGAUUCGUGGUCCGUGGGCGACUGCCGGGAACGACCCUAACGAGCUAGAAAUUGGGCAACUUAGGAACUCCCGCUCGGAAUAUGCGUACGGUCAAGGCCUGUAGACAGCGGUUAUUAGUGUUCAUGCGUGAGACAACGGAGUGUUGGCAAUGUCCCGGGAGCGGGUCGAUUCAGUCUCGUACCAUAGAGUGGAAGAGGACAGGGUUGUUGCUGAGUGUGCGACAAGAAUAUUGUCUUCUUCUCAUAGUUGACGAGUUUGGUAGGGGCGAU